This is a messenger RNA of Pezoporus occidentalis (night parrot), 2298 nucleotides long. It is a transcript of the gene G6PD, whose product is annotated as glucose-6-phosphate dehydrogenase. Bases 12 to 1607 code for a protein of 531 amino acids. Gene Ontology annotation, molecular function: glucose-6-phosphate dehydrogenase activity; NADP binding. The record is from RefSeq and is a predicted model, not a curated record. Gene Ontology annotation, cellular component: cytosol. Lineage: Eukaryota; Metazoa; Chordata; Aves; Psittaciformes; Psittacidae. Gene Ontology annotation, biological process: pentose-phosphate shunt, oxidative branch; glucose metabolic process. The transcript has 13 exons.
GCGACCAGGAAAUGGGGAGCCGCGCGAGCGUGAGGGGAGCGGAGGAGCCGGGAGGACCCAUGGCGGGGCUGGAGCCGGGCCGGGGCCGCUCCGAGGGCUGCGGGCUCCUGCGGGAGGAGCUGAGCCAGGAUGGGGCCUUCCUAUGGGGCCAGCCCCACAUCUUCAUCAUCUUCGGGGCCUCCGGUGACCUGGCCAGGAAGAAGAUCUACCCCACCAUCUGGUGGCUCUUCCGGGACGGGCUGCUCCCCGAGGACAUUCACUUCAUCGGCUUCGCACGCUCCCCGCUGACGGUGGAGCUGAUCCGGGAGCGGACGCUGCCGCACCUCAAGGCAACCCCCGAGGACUCCCCGCUCCUGGAGCGCUUCUUCUCCCGGCACCGCUUCGUGCAGGGCCCCUAUGGGGACGCGGCCCCGUUCGAGCGCCUGGCGGCGGCGCUGGGGCAGCUGCCGGGGGGGGCCCGCAGCCACCGCCUCUUUUACCUGGCCCUGCCCCCCGGGCUCUACGCCACCGUCACCAGGCUCAUCCGGCAGCACUGCAUGGGGCAGGGCUGGAACCGCGUCAUCGUGGAGAAGCCCUUUGGCCGGGACCUGGCGAGCUCGGACGCGCUCUCGGCGCACCUGAGCGCGCUCUUCCGCGAGGAGCAGAUCUACCGCAUCGACCACUACCUGGGCAAGGAGAUGGUGCAGAACCUCAUGGUGCUCCGCUUCGGCAACCGCAUCUUCGGCCCCAUCUGGAACCGCGACAACGUGGCCUGCGUGGUCGUCACCUUCAAGGAGCCCUUCGGCACCGAGGGCCGGGGCGGCUACUUCGAUGACUUCGGCAUCAUCCGGGACGUGAUGCAGAAUCACCUCCUGCAGAUGCUCUGCUUGGUGGCCAUGGAGAAACCGGCCUCCACCAACCCCGAUGAUGUGCGGGAUGAAAAGGUGAAGGUGCUCAAGUGCAUCAGCCCGGUGGCCCCAGAGGACGUGGUCCUUGGCCAGUAUGUGGGGAACCCUGAGGGCCCCCCCGAGGCCCACAAGGGUUACUUGGAUGACCCCACGGUGCCAUCCGGCUCCACCACGGCUACGUUCGCGGCCGCCAUCCUGCGCGUGGCCAAUGAGCGCUGGGAUGGGGUCCCGUUCGUGCUGCGCUGCGGGAAGGCGCUGAACGAGCGCAAGGCCGAGGUGCGGCUGCAGUUCCGGGACGUGCCCGGGGACAUCUUCGGCCGGCAGUGCAAGCGCAACGAGCUGGUGGUGCGCGUGCAGCCCGACGAGGCCGUCUACACCAAGAUGAUGACCAAGAAACCGGGGCUCUUCCUCAGCCCCGAGGAGUCCGAGCUCGACCUCACCUACGGCAACCGCUACAAGGAUGUGAAGCUGCCGGAUGCCUACGAGCGCCUCAUCCUGGACGUCUUCUGCGGGAACCAGAUGCACUUCGUGCGCAGCGAUGAGCUGCGGGAGGCCUGGCGCAUCUUCACCCCAUUGCUGCACAGCAUCGAGGAGCGCAAGGAGAGACCCAUCCCCUACGUGUUCGGCAGCCGAGGCCCCCCCGAAGCCGAUGAGCUGCUGAAGCGCGCCGGGUUCCUCUACGAGGGCACCUAUCGCUGGGUGAACCCGCACAAGCUCUGACCCACAGCGCCCCAUAGCGCCUAAUGGGCCCCAUGCUCCCCCUGGCUUCCACCUGCCCUGGCCCCUGGGCUGGGGCUGAGGGCCCCUCCUGCCCCAUAGCCCCUCCAUUCUGCCCCAUAGUGCUGCUAACCUGCCCCAAAGCCACUCCAUUCUGCCCCAUAGUGCUGCUAACCUGCCCCAUAGCCAUUCCAUUCUGCCCCAUAGAAACUCCAUUCUGCCCCAUAAUCACUCCAUUCUGCCCCAUAAUCACUCCAUUCUGCCCCAUAGUGCUAACCUGCCCCAUAGCCACUCCAUUCUGCCCCAUAGCGCUGCUAACUGACCCCAUAGACACUCCAUUCUGCCCCACACCCAUCCAGCCUGCCCUAUAGUGCUUCCAUGCUGCCCCAUAGAUACCUCAUCCUGCCCCAUACCCCCACCCCCCCCCCAAGCUGGGACCAAAGCACCCCCAAUGCCCCCUAACCCCCUCAUUACCCCCUUCAUACCCCCCCCCAUUAACACAGGCCCCUGUUCAUCAUCCCCUUCCUGUGGUACGUACGGGGCAGCCCCAUAACACUUACGGGUCCAGCCCCACAUCACUUAUGGGUCCAGCCCCACACAAACCACCUCCAUUUGGGCCCAGCCUUUAUUUGCCCCCUGGGACCACACAGUGGAGGGGGAGGUGAGAAGGUGCCACUUAUGGGUCCGGGGGGGG